CAAUCUGCAUUAUAAUAUUGUUCAUUUACUAAAAUGUCAGAUUGGGAAACAGAUGAAGAAACGGAUUUAAUUUGGGAUCAGUAUGGAACUACACUGGAACGAGAAACACCAAAAAAAUGGAAUAUUUAUCCAUGGGAGAAGAAUCUACGAGUGAUGAAUCGAGGGAAUCAAUUAAAAAAAUUUGAUGGAAAAUAUAAUCUUUCAGAACAGGCUAAUAUUCACAACGAUAGCAAACAAUUUGUUGAAAAAUUAAAAAUGUCAGAUGAUGAAAAAGAUUCCGUAAUUUCAACAUUAGAAGAAAUAAUUACAGCCUAUUGCAAACAAAAAAGACAACAAUACAAAUCUAAUAAUGGUUGGAUGAACUUGAUAGUUACAUUUAUACUAUUGAAACAACCUGCAGCAAUUAUUUACAAUUUAUUUGAAGCCAUACAAAGCCAAUAUAUUAUACGAGAUUAUUCUGUUGUUGAUAAAAUCUUGUAUCUUCUGCUAUUUUAUCAUGAUCCAGAAUUGGCACUUUUCCUUAAGCUGAAGGUAGUAUCCUUUGAGAAUUUUAGUAAAAAAUGGAUGAAAACAUUAUUUGCUGGAAGCUGCUCCCAUCAAGUUGUGACAUCAAUUUGGAGACAUUAUUUCAGUCGAGAAUUAAGAGAACCAGACCCAAUAUUUAUUCUAUUCUUAGUUAUUUCAAUUAUAAUUAAAAACAGAGAUAUAAUUCUAAAGAAAAAAAAUGAUGAAGAAGAUGAAGAAGUGAUAUUAACACCCUUCCUAUCAUCUCUUCCGAAUAAACUGAAACCAAAAGACGUAUCUCCACUUUGUUCUGCUGCUGAAGAAUUAAAAUUAAAAACUCCAACUUCAGCUCGAGAAGAAUUUUAUCAAAUUCUCUUUAGUGAUGCUAGUAUUGCAUCAAAAUUACCCGAGUUCCCGUGUUUAUAUGUUCUACCAUCAGAAGUGAAUAUUGAAACAGAUGAAACUUAUGCUCAUCAACCUCUUCAACCUAUCAAAUAUUUUGUCAUAGACUGUAGACCAGCUAAUCAAUUUGAGGCUGGUCAUUUACCAGGUGCUUACAAUUUAGAUUAUUCAUUACAUUACCGAAAUCCAUCACUCUUUGCUAGCUACGUUGAUGAAAUUGUUAAUUUGGGUGAAACAAAAAAAGUAGAAGAUCCAUAUGCUCGUGAAAUACAUUUGUGUUUUAUGGGAAGUGGAAAUGAAGAAAUCGAUGAAAUAGUUCUUUUAAUUGCUGCUUCAAUUAUAGAAGCACAUGUUAAACAUGUCAGUAUCCUUAAACUUGGUUAUGCAGGAGUCCAUGAUUGUUAUGAAGAUUUAAUAAGUUGUGAGCUGAUCGAUCAUGAUCAAAAAAGAUGUCCAAUUUGUAAAUCAAAAGUAGUCGAACCAAAUCUUCAACAAUCUGGUCAAAGAAAAACAAUAUUGAAAAGAAUUGGUUCGGUAUUGAAAUGUGUCAAAGGAGAACCAGAUGAAAAUGAUGAUGAAGAAGGAUAUUCUCUUGGUGUCGUGGAAUGUCCUAGAGAAAAAUUACAGUUUGAAAUUGUUUCUAUUGAGAAUUAUAAGAAGAAAUUAAAAAUUAUUUAUACCUAUGAAUGCAAGCAUAUGAAUGUUCAUAAGGAAGAACAAUAUAACAGCUUGCUUAUUCUCACGGAUUACAAUAUUAUAUUACUGCGAAUUGUUAAAAACCGUCCUCAUGCUGCUUACAUUACUAGCAUUCAUCGCUUUUCAUCUCUCUUAAAAAUAAGAGCUUCAAAAGAUGAUAUGAAUGUAUUGACUUUAGAAUAUGGGGAAAGAAUUGGCGACCAGGUCAAAAUUGAUGAAAAAUAUCGAAUCAGAGUUGAUAAUGGAGUUCAAAUUGCUGAAAUAGUAGAAAAUCAAGUCUAUGUAGAUGCCCGGAGAUUGAAAACUUCAUCAAGAGCUGGGCAAUGAAAAACAUUUAUAAUUAUUUCAUUAAUGUUGAAUGAUAAAUAUUCAUUACAUUGUUUUUAUGAUUAUUUUAUAUUAUUAUAUUUAUUAGAAUA
This is a messenger RNA of Chelonus insularis, 2021 nucleotides long. RefSeq names its product TBC1 domain family member 23-like. Gene Ontology annotation, cellular component: trans-Golgi network. The transcript is spliced from 4 exons. Gene Ontology annotation, molecular function: thiosulfate-cyanide sulfurtransferase activity. NCBI's taxonomy places the organism in Eukaryota, Metazoa, Arthropoda, Insecta, Hymenoptera, Braconidae. Bases 34 to 1929 code for a protein of 631 amino acids. The record is from RefSeq and is a predicted model, not a curated record. Gene Ontology annotation, biological process: retrograde transport, endosome to Golgi.